This is a messenger RNA of Mercenaria mercenaria, 4947 nucleotides long. RefSeq lists its product as uncharacterized. The coding region runs from base 678 to 4940 and encodes 1420 amino acids. Gene Ontology annotation, molecular function: protein binding. The record is from RefSeq and is a predicted model, not a curated record. The transcript has 6 exons. Gene Ontology annotation, cellular component: cytoplasm. NCBI's taxonomy places the organism in Eukaryota, Metazoa, Mollusca, Bivalvia, Venerida, Veneridae.
UUUGGCGCCAUAUAACCUAUACUGUGUUGGUGCGCCGUAAAACCCAAAAUAAAUAAAUAAAUAGAGUACAUGUUUUACACAACUAUGCAUGCUAUUUGCACUAAAUGCAAUCAUUACCGUGUUUACAAAAGGAAAAAAAUGAUUGCAGCGAGGACUAAAUUUGCAGAUCUGAAUUGCAGCCGGGACCGGGGUUCCAGUUGCAUUCGCACGGCAAUUGAAUAUUCUGGUUGUGUUUUUAUCCAGAAUCUGCAACGGACCUCGCAUUCAACUAUUUCUUUCAGCUUUUAAUAUACUGACAUUUGUGUAAAAUGAACUGCAAACAGGAGAGAUAUUUGCAUACAUUGGUUUAUAUCAUAUAAGUAACAUCAGGGCGUCAAUUAAAUAUGUUUUAGGACUUAAGAAAAUUAGUAUUAUCUGUAAACAAUUUGUUAAAAUAUGUCAUUUAAAUAUACAACAAAGUAAUUAUAAGACAUGAAAUAUGUAUUUUUACCGAUUAAAUGUGUACACAUUACUCUGGUAUGCCAUACCGGAUCUAUAAUGAUAUCGUAUAUCGCUUUAAAUGCGUUUUUUGUUCUGUAUGGUUAUUUUGUUGAACUGGGGACAUACUUUGUAUAUAAAGGUACUAUUAGGACAUAAUAUGAGGAAGGCUAUAGUAGCAGAGACGAAUUAAAUUUAGAAUGGCGUCUGUACUGCCAAUCUCUCUUACACCAUCAGAAGAGAAGGCAUACUGCUUCCGGCUUUUAUCUCUGAUUGUAGACGGCGGGACAUUGGUCUUACGUCACAGAUUUGAUCUAGCCAUUCCACCAAACCACUUACAGAACACAUUGAACGAUGUCAACACACGUAGUAAACUACAUAACUUGUUCAAGAAAAAGGUCUUAACACAAGGACAGUGGCAUGUUCUUUAUCCGGCAACAGGUCAGCCUAACUCGGCAAAGUUUGAUGUUUCUCUGCUCGUGUGUUUGCUGAGAUAUAUCUGUGGUCUGAAUGAGGUCUCGAACGUAUGGACAUCUGUCCCUCCUUCUUUUGACACAUCAACAGAAGCGGACAUCACACGACUAAGACAGUACAGAAAUGAGAUAUCACAUUUGAAAUCAAUUUCAUUGAACAAGCAAGACUUUCAAAGGAAGUGGAACAAAAUAGAACAGGUGAUUACACGUCUAGGUGCAGGAAUACCAAACUUAUAUCAAGACAUUCAGAGGUUGAAAGAUGAUAGUAUAGAUCCAGCGAAAGAACAUGAUUAUCAAGAAAAGAUAAAAGAGUGGGAGGAAAUGGAUAAAUCACUGCAAGAAGAAAUUGCUCACAUCCAGACUGACCUGCAAGAAUGCAUUGCAAAUGUAGAUAAUAUUAAAGAGUCUUUAGAAGACAACCACAGCCGUUUAAAUGAAGUACAGAAGCAAACCUUCGAGAACACUAACACGAUUAAAAUUCAGGCCCAGAAGCAAGAAACAGGCAUUUCAAAAGUCGAGAGUUUGGAGACAGAUGUACUUGCUCAUGAAACGAAACUAUCUAAAGUUGAAACAAAGCAGACAGAUCUUGAAGAGAUGACUAAGAAAAAUACAGAAUGUUUUGAAGAACACCAAAGUAUUAUCUACCAACGUAUCCAGUCUUCUGAGUCUAAAGUAGAUAGUAUCGCAACUGAUGUAUGUUCGCUACAGUCAAAAGUACAAGAAUUAUCAGUGAGCGAAACCUCAGCGAUUUCUUCUGAAGUAACUAGAAUUGCAUCAGUCACAAACGUAUGGUUAAGAGACCUUGAACGUGAUGAAGUCUAUGUUACCACUCACGCACAUAGGACUGCAAUGGAAAAAUUGAACCGCACUGGCUGCCUGAUAUUAAGCGGACUUCCCGGAGAAGGAAAGACCACUAUGGCCACAAAACUACUGUCAGAAAUAACAGACCAAGAACAUUGUUUAAAAUUAAGUGAGCCAUCGCACUGGAAUAAGUUAACACUGAACGAGGAGAAGCCCCUCAUAAUUUUCAUCGACGACAUAUUUGGUGCAGGAGCUUUAAACGAAAGCUUAUUAGAAGAAUGGUCACGACGCUUACCAGAUAUUGAAAAGGCGAUUAAAGCUCAAACAGUGAAAGCAAUAAUUACAACACGUCAUUAUAUCUUAAAGGAAGCAAAAGAAAAACUAAGACAUUUGACCAUACUUAAAGACGACAAUGUUCAAAUACUAGCAUCUUACGAUCUUUCGAAUGCUGAGAGAACAGAAAUACUUGAAAAGCACCUAAAGUAUGCAAAGAAAGAAUUCGAUUCAACUCUGAUAACAGAAUGUAACCAGAUUUACACCAGUGAAUCUGCAUUUAUUUCCAGGCUGUACGAUGUGCCAUCAGAUUUUGAGGAUUUCUUUCGAGGAAAUAACUCUAGACAUAAAUCAAUGAUAGGAUUUCCGGAAAUCGUCAGCCUUUUUGUUCGAAAUGAACACCUAUUCAACCAAGGUGCUUAUUUCUUCGGUGAACCAUUCUUGUUUUUCAAAAAGUGCAUAGAAGAAUUAUUUCUAGACGAAGAAAAGUUUCUGGCCUUAAUACUUGUUUGGGCGAGUCAUGAGAAGAAGUUAAAGAGGAAAGACGUUGAACCACCUGAUACUUCAGACGAAAUAAAAAUGGCAGCGUCGAAAUUUGGCAUAAAUCUGGAACACAAGACAACAAAAACUCUUCGCAAGUCUCUGAAAUACCACGAAGAUGGAUUUUUGCGAUUUGAUCCCUAUAAUGGUACAUAUUAUUUCAGCCACAAUAGUGUAAAAGAUAUGGUUGGACUUGUUGCGGGCCAGGAAUAUACAAGCGCAGUACUAGAAUUCGCGGAUAAUGAAUUUUUGAAACAGUUUGUAACAACAGAUGAGACUAAAAAUGAUGGGCUUCAUAUCUAUGUGGAACAGUUCAGAUACAAGGAACUCCAUUUGGCAAUAUGCAGAGCAUUGGCCCCGAAAGUAUUAUCUGAAGGUGAAUUCAAAAAAGGAGAUGGACAAAUUGAAAAGAAAUUUGGCUUUGGGUUGUAUCGUACUUAUGAAAAAAAAAAUGAGAUAUCAAUGAAUACGUCUGUUUUGAAACAUGAUUGUUUCAGCAAUAAUGAUUUUGUCAGUCAAUUUUGUAAAAGCGAAGAAGGAAAAUAUAUGUUCUCAAAACCCGUUGAUGCCUUGCCUAAAAUGUGUUUGGACAGGAACUGUGAUAUUGAUUUAGGAGAAGAAAUUACAGUGUACUUGCCGUCACUUGGACUUCUCUACGACAGUUCCCUUCUUCUAAAAGAAGUUUUCAAACAGAAUUUACAUCAAUGUAUAAACACAACAGAAUUCUUGCAAUCAACAUUACUGAUAGCAUCGCAUGAAGGAUUAAAAGAUGUCAUUGAAAUGUUGUUACAGCACUCCGCCACCGUAAAUGAAGACGCGAUUUAUUUUGCAGCUGCAAAGGGGCACAGUGGAAGUCUUGAAUAUUUGCUUAAAAAUUAUACUGGAAAUUGUAUAGAUUGUCCUAACAGCAUAAACAAAAACAGUCCACUUAUUGCAGCAUCUAAAUAUGGCGCUGUUGAAUGUAUGAAGUGCUUACUUCGUCAUGGUGCCAGUAUCAACUACAGGAAUAAAAACGGUUGGUCGGCACUGGAUAAAGCCGUCCUUUAUCGACAGCCAGAUUCGUGUAAACUACUUUUAGAAAAUAAAGCUCGUGUCAAUUGCAAGGCAGGGAAGUUUAAGCGAACACCACUGCACAUGAAUGCUGAUGUCGGAGACGAAAAUAUAACAAAGCUAUUACUACAACAUGGAGCAUCAAUAAAGGCGAAGGAUUACAGAGGUCAUUAUCCAAUACAUUGCGCAGCUUUCAGUGGAGAAAAUAAAAUUGUAGACAUUUUACUGAAAGCAGACGAAACUAAAGUGACACUAAAGAAUCGCAUAUCCUAUGGUAAAGCUUCUGUCAUCAAGGGUGCUAGCCUGUAUCAUGUUGCCGUUUGGAAAAAGAAUGUUGAUUUGAUAGACAUAUUGAUACAAAAUAAAUUGUGUCCAAACAUUCGUGAUGCCUAUGGAAGAACACCCCUUUACCUAGCCGUAUAUGGACGGGAAAAUAAGAAGGAUGAGAAUGACGAGAGAUAUACGAUGCAGAGGGCACAACUGGAAAGAGAGCUGCAGAUUAAAGUUAUAAAAAAGCUUUCUGUACAUUCAGAUGUCCAUAUAUCCGAGAAAGAUGGAUACACCCCUUUACAUGCUGCGGUUCACAAGGGUCAGAUAGAAAUUGUCAAAUUGUUAGGCCCGAUUGCUGACGUAAAUGCGCAAGACAAAUACGGAAAAACUCCGCUGCAUACAGCUUGUGAUCAGAUGAACCUAGAUAUAUUUAAGAUCCUUGUAGAAGAUUUAAGAGCCGAUUACUGCAUGCGUACAAAGUCCGGCCGAACAAUAUUUGAUAUCUUAGCAAUCAAGACCGAAUGGAGAUAUGUAAGAAGACGAUACCAGAAUGGAAAAUCUGUAACAAAAUAUAUGAUUGAAUAUCCGCGAUUCAAAUCUUUCAGAGCCAUUAUUGCAGUAAAAGAUCCUGACUUUCUGAAACAAGUUUUAUGGAAUAUAGAUACAUCAGAUACGAUCGAACCGAACAAGAGGAGGAGUAUAAAUAUGUGGAUGAUGAUCAACGAGAUGCGGGGAAAUGAAGAUGUAGACGAAGGCGAACAAGCUGAGGAAAAGGAAAAUGUACAUCAAGGCGAACAAGCUGAGGAAAAUGAAAAUGUACAUCAAGGCGAACAAGCUGAGGAAUAUGGAAAUGUACAUCAAGGCGAACAAGCUGAGGAAAAGGAAAAUGUACAUCAAGGCGAACAAGCUGAGGAAAAUGAAAAUGUACAUCAAGGCGAACAAGCUGAGGAAUAUGGAAAUGUACAUCAAGGCGAACAUGCUGAGGAAAAUGAAAAUGAAUAUCAAGGCAAACAAGCUGAGGAACAUGGAAAUGCACAUCAAGGCGAACAAGCUUAGGAAAAUG